UGGGUUUAUUGGUUUAGGUUGGGAUAGAGAUUCGAUUGGAAGACUUUUAAGCUCAAGAUAAGCGUCUCCCAUUACCCCAUCUACCACUCACCACUUCAAACUGACCGACUUCUCUUUUUUCUUGGAAAAAAAAAAGUUUUCCUAGAAAAUUUCUGUUUAGCUCUAGAUGAUAAAUAUCGACCAAGAAGAAACAAGUAGCGUUAGAGAAAUCAGACCAAAAAGCAGAAGAAUCAUGGGAGGAGGAGGACCAGAUGAUGAAGAUGAUGAGGAUGAGGAUAUGAAGUGGCCGCCAUGGCUGAGACCACUGCUUCAAACAAGCUUUUUUGGUCAAUGCAAGCUGCACCCAGAUGCUCAUAAGAGUGAAUGCAACAUGUAUUGCUUGGAAUGCAUGAAUGGAGCGCUUUGUUCACUUUGCCUUGCUUAUCACAAGGACCAUAGAACCAUUCAGAUAAGGAGAUCAUCGUACCAUGAUGUGAUAAGGGUUUCAGAGAUUCAGAAACUGAUAGACAUAACAGGGAUUCAAACAUAUAUAAUAAACAGUGCCCGGAUAGUGUUCUUGAAUGAAAGACCACAGCCUAGGUUGGGCAAAGGUGUUACGAAUACCUGCCAUGUCUGCCACCGCAGCCUCCUUGAUUCCUUCACCUUCUGCUCUCUUGGUUGCAAGGUGGUUGGGACAUCGAAGAAGUUGAUUAAGAAAGGAAAAUUAUCCACAGAAAUGGAGUACUCAGAAGGUGUGUCGCUAAACAUAAGUGUUAGCAUUGAGGGUAUACAGAACAUACAGCAAAGCUUCACGCCAUCGACGCCGCCACCUACGGCCAGGAGGAGGAAGGGAGUACCUCAUCGAGCUCCUAUGGGAGGCUCAUUAUAGGAUAGUAGUAUAAAUCUUAUAGUCAAAACUCUUUGUUAUAGUAUUGUGUAUAUACAUUUUACAGAAAAGAGAAAAGAUAUAGGAAGUAAUGUCGACGUCUGAGCCUUUGUGUUUUGAGGCCGGUGUUGGAAUCCCAAUCACACAUACAAGAAAAAAGGGAAAUAGUGAAGAUAAAUAAGGGGAAAAGUUUUAAGAUGAGUAGGUUGAUGUGCAGCCUUUUGAUACUGUAUUCAUAUUUGUAUAUAAUUUUAUAUUAAGAUGAAGCAGAGUUGAUAAUA
This is a messenger RNA of Gossypium raimondii (Peruvian cotton), 1146 nucleotides long. RefSeq lists its product as hypothetical. The transcript has 4 exons. Lineage: Eukaryota; Viridiplantae; Streptophyta; Magnoliopsida; Malvales; Malvaceae. The coding region runs from base 167 to 868 and encodes 233 amino acids. The record is from RefSeq and is a predicted model, not a curated record.